AGGCUUUCGACUCUGACCAAUCAUGAAUCUGGCGAGUGUCAAGAAUCGAAAUGUCAGACGAUGCAUCAACCACAAAUUUGAAGAUCGAAAAGGAUGGUAAUGCUCGACGGACUCCGGACGCCGUUCUUGGUAGUCACGGCGGCAGUGACGGGGUGGUGGGCACUGUCGACGCAAGCGAGGCAACAGGUGCUCUUGCUGACUGAAUCGGCUGAUAAGGUUGCGCUCUCUCUGGGCACUGAAUGGCAAAGUCUUGGACCCUUCCCAGCGGGGAUGAGGGAGCAGGCAUUUGGAGCGUUGUUCUGCACUGCGUUCGCUUCAAUACAGGAUUUGGUGAAGGACCCGUCCGCCUCACUGCCCAGCACGUAUGGCUACCUGAACGGAAGUGUCCCUUUGCAAAGGUUCACUGCAGAGCCAGAAAUCAAUUCCAAAGUCAAGGGCGGACGUCCCAUUCGUCACAAGCUGGCGCUACACGAUGCCAACGUAGAUUGGACGGGACCGCGAACGACCGCCGGAUGGAGCAGUCAGCAAUGGGAAAGUCUGGUAUGGACGGAUUUAAACCUCACCGCCCAGGAAGGUGUCUCGGAUGUGCUCCUGGUCAUCAAUGUGGACAAGGGCGCAGAAUUUGCCCUCCUCCCUGCAGACUCAGGGUCCGCCGUGCCUUUGCGCUGGCACAACGGUGAUUUAUACAGCUACAACGAGGCUCCGACCCCUCUGCGGCCGAUGAGCGCGAAAGAAGCAGCAAGUGUUCCUCUGCCGCACCUGAUUCGCGUAGCGGCAGGCUGCUACAAGCUACUUGUGAGAGCAUUGUACGAGAUUCGCCUGUUUGGCGAUCCGGACCAUUCUGAGCCUACCGGCGUGCCCAACAUGGAAGUAGGAAUUCAUAUCGAAGUCCUCUCCUCGCGGCCUGACUCCAAGGCAGCUAGCGCUGUCGUCGUGCAAGGCGCUCUGCUACGGCAAGCAGACAUUGUUGGAGGGCAGUUUGCAGGUCACGGUCUUGGUCUAGGCAUUCGCAAUGAAGGAUCGCAACCUGUCAUUGUUGAAGCGGUCCGUGGUUUGGGACCUCUUGCGAAAUUUUUGGUGCCGGCCCUACCGAGGAGAGACCUUGCGAUCGAGGCUCUGCAGACGCGUCCGGUCUUUGUCCACAUUGAGCAGCUUGCCCCAGUGCCGAUGACGUUCACCAGUAGCGGAGUCGUCGAGUUGGAGAUCGAAGUGGUCUUGCGCUCGUCGAAUCCUAGCAUGACCACACAGAAGCUGUCGGUAUGCUUCGCUUUGCGAUCGCGACCAAGUCCUUUUUCGUCUGGCGGCCGACGUCUCUCUGCUCGAGACGCUUCAUACACAUUUACAUAUCCCACUGCAGAUGGAGCGCUGGAGCACGCCAUCGCCAUCCCGCCGCAAUCUCCACCAAUUUACGCCAGGGACCAGAGCAAAUCUGUCGUUCUUGGACUUCACGGAGCAGGCGUCGAGGCCACAGACCCAGCGUGGGCAUCAUCAUUCAUAAGGCACCCAACGAGCUGGAUCGUGCUUCCCACCGGGCGCGCGUCAUGGGGCUAUGACUGGCAGCUCAGUUCCUCCAGCGCUGCCACAUUGGCGCUGCAUACUCUAUCGCAUCGUCUUUAUGGUCUGCCUCCUGAACUCGAAUAUCGCCAGCUCUGGCACUUCGACCCCAGCAGCAUAUACGUUUUAGGUCACUCUAACGGCGGGCAAGGAGCAAAUCAGUACAUUUCGCACUUUCCUGACAAAGUCAUUGGAGGCGCUGUCUUGGCGGGCUACAUCAAGGUUCGAGACUACGUAUCCUUUGAUUGGGGCACUUCUCACCAUGUGGCAGAUCCUGCCCUCAUCGGCAUCCUCUCGACCUCAUUGAGCACAUUUGAGAAUGAUCUGCACGCCAGCAACAUGGUCGCAACUCCCUUGCUGUACAAGUACGGCAAAGAGGAUGACAAUGUCCCGACGUGGCACUCGCGAACUAUGGCCGCAUUGAUCCAAUCGUGGAAUGCCCGAUCCUCGAAGAGUUCUGCAGUCCAGUCCUUUGUCUCGGUGUCGGAAGUGCCGGCGCGGGGACAUUGGUGGGAUACCAUCAUCCAAGAGAAAGACGUGCAACUUCACCUAAAUCGAACCCUUGAAAUCAAGGAGGCAAAGUUGCAGUCCUUCACCUUGAGUUCUGCCAAUCCUGCCGAAGUCGGUAGCAUGCAGGGUUUUCGUAUCAUUGAGCUCGAAGUCCCUGGACGCUUGGCACGGCUUUCAGUAGAGUUUGUGCCUUCAGAAGAGACCGGGCCUGAACAAAAGAUCAGCGUCAAAACUUUUGGCGUACAAGCGUUCUCCAUUGCUGUCAACAAGACAGCGUGGAGAAACAGCAGCUUUCAGGCGUCUCUGAGCGUCAGCGUCAACAACCAGGCAGUACGCUUGUCAAGUCAAGCAGACGGCCAGACGUUGCUCUUUGAGCGCGGACAGGAUGGCUCAUUCGCAUGUGCGAGUGCGCCAGAAGACGUCGGUGGCCUUGCUGGUCUGGGAUAUGUAAGACCAAUCGGUCCAGCUAUUCGUAUAUUAUCCACCCCGGCGCCUCUGCUCCUGGUACUUCCGACGCGCACCUCCCAAGAUUCCCGUCAGCACUACAAGUCGGCAGCGCUAAGGAUCGCGCACGAUGCGCUCUUGUACGGACACAUCGACUCUGAAAUCGUCUCAGAUGUGGCCGCGUUAGAGAUGGUGGCAACGACAAACGAUGGCGCGAAUGCCACGCUCGGCAACAUCGUGAUACUUGGCGGACCGAUGGAAAAUUUGCUAGCGGAGCACAUGCUCAAUCAGAAUCCAUCGCCAAUCACUUUCUUGAACAGCGGUCAACUGCGCGUUCGGGAUCGCACCUUUGCCGACCCGUCUACUGGCCUUCUCAUGCUGCAACCUCACCCAGUGACUCAUCAGCGCUCUGAAAACUUGGCUCUGCUGCUGUAUGGCAACGACGCGUCAGGCAUCGAAAGAGCCGCUAAGCUGUUCCCAGUGCGGACUGGAUUGAGCGUACCGGAAUGGAUCGUCAUUGGACCAGAAGCCGAUUGGAGUGGAAUCGGGGCAAUUCUCGGCGCAGGCUGGUUUGACCGACGAUGGCAAUGGUCCGAGUCCAUGUCAUGGCUCGCUUAACGUUCGCACAUCGCCCUUCCCAGUUCGCCUCCUACGCUAUCGAACCAGUAAAGUGCUUCGAACGCUUUUGAUGAU
This is a messenger RNA of Ceraceosorus guamensis, 3201 nucleotides long. RefSeq lists its product as hypothetical. Gene Ontology annotation, molecular function: serine-type peptidase activity. The transcript is spliced from 12 exons. The record is from RefSeq and is a predicted model, not a curated record. Lineage: Eukaryota; Fungi; Basidiomycota; Exobasidiomycetes; Ceraceosorales; Ceraceosoraceae. Gene Ontology annotation, biological process: proteolysis. Bases 94 to 3126 code for a protein of 1010 amino acids.